This is a messenger RNA of Nelumbo nucifera (sacred lotus), 1114 nucleotides long. RefSeq names its product temperature-induced lipocalin-1-like. Gene Ontology annotation, biological process: lipid metabolic process; response to reactive oxygen species. NCBI's taxonomy places the organism in Eukaryota, Viridiplantae, Streptophyta, Magnoliopsida, Proteales, Nelumbonaceae. Gene Ontology annotation, cellular component: cytoplasm. The record is from RefSeq and is a predicted model, not a curated record.
ACGGGAACAUCUCCCGUAAAAAAUAACUUACAAAUACGGGAGAUGCUCCCAAUGCAUGCAUGAUAUAAUUGUGAGGCGCAGAUCCGGUCUCGAAUAUACGAGGUUUGCCUGGCAACAUUCAUACGCGCACACCUCCCGCCUGCAUGUAGGGCGAGGGCCUUGUCCUUGAACUCAACACGUCUCACUGCAGAAUUAAAUGCACCAGACAUUCGUCGACAGCCACCUCUGCACCUUAUCUUCACCUCCCCUUUCGAAGCGAUAAAACCCAGAUGGCAAAUCCACCCACAAAGGAUCAGACGCUGUUCGGUUCGCCGUUCAUCACUCAUCUUUUCCUCUAAGAGAUGGAUGUAGUCAAGGGCUUGGAUUUGCAGAGGUACAUGGGUCGGUGGUACGAGAUUGCUUCAUUGCCUUCAAGGUUUCAACCCAAAGAGGGAAUCAACACGAGAGCUACUUAUACUCUGAACAGUGAUGGAACUAUUCAUGUCCUCAAUGAGAGCUGGAGCAGUGGAAAGAGAGCAUCCAUAGAGGGGACGGCUUAUAAGGUAGAUCCUGCGAGUGACGAAGCCAAGCUCAAAGUCAAAUUCUAUGUUCCCCCCUUCUUGCCUAUAAUUCCUUCUGUUGGGGAUUACUGGGUUCUCUGCAUUGACGACGAUUAUCAGUAUGCGUUGAUCGGACAGCCCAGCAGGAAGUGUCUUUGGAUCUUGUGCAGGCAAAACUAUCUUGAUGAGGACACCUACAAUCAGCUCCUUCAGAGAGCCACCGAUGAAGGUUACGAUGUGAAGCAUAUCCACAAAACAGUCCACACCGACCCACCGCCGGAAGGAGGAGGUCCCGAGGACGAAGGCUUUUGGUGGUUCAAAUCCAUCUUUGGGAAAUAAGAAAAAGUUUAGCAAAAUAAUUGAAUAAAUAAAUAAAAUAUGAGAAAACCCAUAAUAUCUUAAUUACCUCUGUGAGGUAUUCUGCUCUACUUUUAUAUUUUCUUUUACUGUAAAAAUGUUUACUUGGUUGUAAUUUGUGAAGUUAUGGAGCAUCUCCAUCUUCUGGACAAAUGUUUCCUUGGCUUUUGUAGGUCUGUUUAGGUGUGAAAUUUUGUGGGAUUCUUGUUUGGAACUAA